This is a messenger RNA of Epinephelus lanceolatus (giant grouper), 1464 nucleotides long. It is a transcript of the gene xcr1a.1, whose product is annotated as chemokine (C motif) receptor 1a, duplicate 1. Gene Ontology annotation, cellular component: external side of plasma membrane; membrane. The record is from RefSeq and is a predicted model, not a curated record. Lineage: Eukaryota; Metazoa; Chordata; Actinopteri; Perciformes; Serranidae. Gene Ontology annotation, biological process: cell chemotaxis; immune response; calcium-mediated signaling. Gene Ontology annotation, molecular function: C-C chemokine binding; C-C chemokine receptor activity.
GGUGUCACAUCCAGCAGCAUAUCAGUCCCAUCAAGCAAGAGGAUCCAGUUAAACAGCAAUGAAUUACUUUUUCAAUGAAAGCCAGUAUGACACUGACUACGAGGAUGAAGUCUGCGAAAAAGCUGAGGUGGUCAAAUUUGGAUCCAUUUUCAUUCCUGUGUUCUUCUUUGUUGUGAUCAUGCUAAGUCUCAUGGGAAACAUCCUUGUCCUUGUAAUCCUGGCUAUGUACGAAAACCUCAAGUCUCUCACCAACACUUUCAUCCUAAACCUUGCCAUCUCUGACCUCGUAUUCACCAUCGGUCUCCCCUUCUGGGCAAUUUACCACAUCUGGGGAUGGCUGUUUUCAGAGGCCCUCUGCAAAAUUGUCACUUUUGUCUUCUUCACUGGAUUUUACAGCAGCAUCCUCUUCCUGACCAUCAUGACCAUCUACAGGUAUCUGGCCGUGGUCCACCCUCUGUCUGACCUGAGCACACCAAAACUCAGCACUGGGAUUUUUGUGUCUUUCCUACUGUGGAUAAUCAGCAUUGGAGCAGCCAUGCCUUCCCUGCUCCACAGCUCUCUGGUCUCGAUUCCCCACAAUGGUUCACAGUCCCUGGGCUGUGAAUAUGAUUCUACCCUGUGGAAAAACAUCAGUAUCUCCCAACAGAAUAUUUUCUUCUUGGUUGCUUUUACAGUGAUGGCUUUCUGCUACAUUCAAAUACUAAGGAGAAUCACAAGAACAAGAUCUCACACAAAGAACAGAGCAGUGAAGUUGGUCUUCUGCAUCGUUGCUGUGUUCUUCCUCGGCUGGGUGCCGUACAAUGUGGUCAUCUUUCUGAGGAUCAUGGCUGACAAUUUGGUUGCACCAUUUGAUGACUGUAAUGCAAGUAUAGACCUCGACUAUGCGUUCUAUGUGUGCCGGCUCAUUGCUUUCUCCCACUGCUGUCUGAACCCUGUCUUUUAUGCAUUUGUUGGUGUGAAGUUUAGGAGUCAUUUGAAGUCUCUGCUGCAGCGAAUGUUCAUUUGCCAAAGUACAGUUGAAGAACAGCAGGUUAAAAUGCGAAACUUCUCACGUGGAUCAUUGUACUAGUUGCAUUUCCUGCUGCACUGCAAAAAUCCAGUGUGCAUUUGGUAAAAUUUGUAGCAAGCUGCACUCAAUAUUCAACUCUGACUUUUUGUGUUUACGGCUGUGUCUGUGUGUGUUAAAUUUCAUCAUUUGUUUACAUGCAAUGCAACUUGAAUUGUUCCAUAUGUUUAUUUAUCAGCACUUUGAAAGGAUGCUAUGUUUUUUAUGGCCAUGUAAAAUAAUAUCAUCAGUCACAGUGGAAGUGGAGCCAUUUUAGUAAAUAUAUGUUCACAGUGCAAAAUGAUUUAUUAUGAAGUUCAUUUAAUAUUAUACACACUCUCAUUUUUGUGAGAGUAAGUUUUCUCUUAUGUAUUUGCAUUUCUUAUUCCCUCUGUGCAAUAAAGACGAUAUUGACUUUU